This is a messenger RNA of Mesorhabditis belari, 131 nucleotides long. Lineage: Eukaryota; Metazoa; Nematoda; Chromadorea; Rhabditida; Rhabditidae. The record is from the annotation of a GenBank genome assembly.
CCUUGAUCUUUUUCUUUACUUCGAUUCAAGCUGUAAAUUACGGUAAACGAGAAAAUCCUGCAAGAACGAUUUUGAGAGCUCGGCGAGUGCCCAUUCAUCAUCCCGGUUCCAGUGAUCGUGUGAAACGAGGC